Dendronephthya gigantea is the source of this 1516-nucleotide messenger RNA. Its product is annotated as syntaxin-like. Gene Ontology annotation, molecular function: SNAP receptor activity; SNARE binding. The record is from RefSeq and is a predicted model, not a curated record. Bases 97 to 978 code for a protein of 293 amino acids. Gene Ontology annotation, biological process: exocytosis; intracellular protein transport; vesicle fusion. The transcript is spliced from 11 exons. NCBI's taxonomy places the organism in Eukaryota, Metazoa, Cnidaria, Anthozoa, Malacalcyonacea, Nephtheidae. Gene Ontology annotation, cellular component: endomembrane system; plasma membrane; SNARE complex.
UGCUCGGUCACAAUGGCGGAUGUCUAAAUCAUUCUUAUUUACAAGUGAUUUAUAUUGGGUUGUAUUGCCCUAAAUUUUGUGUUUUUCUUUUUCAAAAUGAGAGACAGACUACAAGCAUUACAGGCUGCUGCCAAAAAAACGGACGAUUUUUCCAGCGAAUACGAUGAUCACGCCGUCACAAUCACGGGCGAAUUUAUGCCCGAUUUUUUCGCUGAGGUUGAUGAAAUUCGCAACAGUAUUCAAGCCAUCAAUCGAAAUAUCGAAGAAGUUAGGAAAAAACACAGUUCUAUAUUAUCUGCCCCGGUGCCAGACGAGAGGGUUAAUUCUGAACUGGAAAUGUUAAUGAAUUCUAUCAAAAAAGCUGCAAACAGCGUUCGAAGCAAACUUAAGGUUAUGGAACAAACAAUCCAAGAAGACCAAUCAAAUCAGAGUGUGCAAGUUGCUAACUCAAGGAUACGAAAGUCACAGCAUGCUGCAUUGUCUCGGGAUUUUGUGGACGUCAUGAGUGAAUAUAACACAAUUCAAGUCGGCUACAGAGAAAAAUGUAAAGAACGAAUUCAGAGGCAACUGGAAAUAACUGGAAAGUCGAACACAAGCGAAGAAGUUGAAGACAUGCUGGAAAAGAAAAAUGUUGCUAUUUUUACAUCUGGUAUAAUUAUUGAAACACAACAAGCAAGACAAGCUCUAGGAGACAUUGAAGCAAGACAUAAAGAUAUUUUGAACCUUGAGAACAGUAUCAGGGAACUUCAUGAGAUGUUUUUAGAUAUGGCGAUGUUAGUCGAAAGCCAGGGCGAGAUGGUGAACAGAGUAGAAUACAAUGUUGAGCAAGCUGCAGAGUUUGUACAAUCAGCUAAAAAAGAAACAAAGAAAGCUGUGAGGUACCAGAGUAAAGCUAGAAGGAAAAAGAUUGUUAUAUUCAUCCUGUGUUUAAUCCUUCUUGCAAUCAUUGUUGUUAUAAUCAUUACCCAAGUGCAGUAAGCAAGUCUUAUGACAUGUUUGCUCUCAAAAAUAACAAAGACCUAGGCAAUGCACUGAUUUUGAAGUAUGAGCUGUGCUGCUAUAUAUAUACAUAUAUAUAGUUAAGAUAUGGGAGGAAAAAAACAGUUACACAGUGAAACUUUGUAAGAAGCAGUGUUGUAAUUCUGUAUGAGCAUUUCAUGACUGCUUUGAAUGACUUGCAUUUUGGAUUUGUUCAUAAUGUCCAGUGAGCUUGAAGUCCGGUGAGCUUAUAACUCUAAUCUGCUUUGCAUUGUAAAAUAUUAUAUUAGCCAUAUAGUUCUUGAAAAUUAACUAAACAAAAGUUUACUCGUUGACUGCAACAGUUUAUACGCGCUGUCAAAUUCAAGUUAGAAAAAACUGCCGUUGAUCGUCAAUUUUAUAAUUUUAUCCUUCGUCAACAGAAGCAACCUAAAACUAACUUUGUAUGUUUUGUAAUUUUUAGCAGGAAUGCUAUUGAUUUGAUGUAUACGUUAAUGAUGUAUUUAUAACAUUGGAAAAUAAAUUUUUGCAAUCAGUA